AUGAAGUUUCUUACUGUGUUCAGGAACAUAGAUAUAUCUUACAAUAACUUUUCGGAGAUAUCUGAACCAUCAACUUGUCAAGAUCAUUUCAAUUACUUUCAGAGCACAUCUGGUCAUGAAAACAGCUCAGUAGUAAAUGAACCACUUGAAAGCAUCUCUAUUGACCUUGGUUUCAGUGGUAAUACAUUGGCAGAAGAUCAGAUGCAUUAUUCAUCUCUGUUGACCUUGGUUUCAGUGUGGAAAAACACAAAUUGCAUAAUCCAAAUUGCUACAUGCCUUAGGAUCAUGGGGGCUCUUUUAGUUGGAAUCCCUGUCAAAGAUAUUGCUGGCUGGUGGCGCGUUUGUUUUUGGGUCUCUACAAUUCCAGAUACAAUACUUGCUCUUGCCAUGAUAUUUUGUGCGGAAAGUCCUUCUUGGCUGUACAAGCAAGGAAAAGCUACUGAAGCGGAAGUUGAAUUUGAGAAGCUUUUUGGAGUAGUACAUGUCAAAGUAGCAAUGACAGAGAUGGCCAAGUUAGACAGAGGAGAUGACAUAGAUUCUGUUAAGAUUUCAGAAUUGUUAUCUGGUCCUCAUUUUAGAGUAGUUUUUAUUGGGUCAACCCUAUUUGCUUUACAACAGGUAUCUGGUAUAAAUGCUGUGUUUUAUUUCUCUUCGACUAUUUUUAAGAAAGCGGGAGUACCAUCCAGUCUUGCAAAUGUCUUCAUAGGGAUUGUGAACUUAACAGGAAAGAGGAAUCAACAUGCUUUUUGUGCUGGGUGGGAACGGAACUCAUGCUGGGGAAAAUGUAAUUCACAAAGAGUGCUGUAGAAGAGGGGUAAAGGUGGCUGUUGUUGGGGUCCCCAAAACUAUAGACAAUGAUAUUUUGGUGAUGGACAAAACUUUU
Molecule: messenger RNA, 883 nt
Organism: Humulus lupulus (European hop)
Lineage: Eukaryota; Viridiplantae; Streptophyta; Magnoliopsida; Rosales; Cannabaceae
Product: probable plastidic glucose transporter 2
Exons: 9
Coding region: 1-807 (268 amino acids)
Biological process (GO): monosaccharide transmembrane transport
Cellular component (GO): membrane
Molecular function (GO): hexose transmembrane transporter activity
Source: RefSeq, a predicted model, not a curated record